AUGUCGUUUGAAAAUUAUAUACCGCCUUUGGAUCCCGCGAUGGGGAAUAACUCACUAAUAUAUCUACUGCAUAGCAAUAUACCCAUAAACUGUUCGGUUUAUUCUUUAACAAACGGCACUAUAAAACUAUUAAAUCACUACAACCAAACAUGGAACAAUGCAACUAACCUUCAUCAAAUUCUACCAGCAUAUUUUAUCACCAACUGUUCCAUUCCACGUCUUAUCGGGUUGGUGUCUCAACAAGAAAACUCAACUUCUCAGUAUAAUCAGAAUAGUGUUCCACUAAAAUUCGAUGGGAGCCCAUACAAUGAACGAGACAACGGUGAUACUUUUAUUGCCCUUCUUUUCACAUUAUGUGGUUCGUGUGUGUCUUGCUGGAUGUUAAGUUUACUACUAUACUUGACUCAAAAGCAUAGAAGAAAGCCGUGGUUGGCUCAAAUCACAACAAUAUUUUAUGCCAUAGUUACCAGUGUAUUACUUGAUAGACUUACCAAAGCAGCUGAAGUCGAGUAUUACGAAGACAACUUGGAUAUAAUAAAACUAAAUUGCAAACUUUACGACAAUAAUGUCUAUCGAAUAUUGAUGAUUUUAACACAGGCCUUCACUAUGCUGUCUUGGUUCCAAAUUAUUCAACGACUAGUACGACUGAAGUAUAAGCUUAUUACAUCAAUUAUCAAUUUUAUAAUUAUGGGGUUGUAUAUUGCGAUUUACGCAUACUUUCAAGUAACAUUUACCACAAGGGAUUAUAUAACCCAUGAAAUGGAAGAUUUCUCCGCAUACCAUCGUUGGGAUAUUGCAUGUGUAACAUUGAGACUUGUUGUUGCAAUUUGGUUUCUUGGAGUUCUUGCAUAUUAUACAACGGUUAUGAAGAAUCCACGUAAAAUCUGUUACUCGAGGAAGUUGUUGCCUUUGGCUACAUUAGUUUGGUUCUUCUUCAUCUUGGACGUUGUCAUUAAUAUACUUCAUGUUUCAUUGUUUAGAUUGCGGUGGUUAGUGAGAACAUGGUUAGUUCUCAUUCCGUAUUUGAUUGAAAUAAUCUUGCUAACAACCAUUUGGGAAUGGAUCUACAAUAUUUGGAUUCUUGAAAAAAGGUAUGAACUUAUGAAUGUUCUAGGAAGGAGAAUUAGUUAUGAAGAUAUUGUUAGUUUCAAAAAUAAUGAUUCGGCAAAGAAAACUACCAAGCUUGAUAAUCUUUUGGAUUGGAUAAUCAACAAGUUUACGGGACAAACAACAAUCAAUCAUGUUGAAGAAAGAUCGGAUGAUAGCCUAAAGGAGUAUUUUACGCUGACUAACUCAGAAGGAUCCGAAGAAAGGACAACCGCAAUUCCCUUGCAAGAUCGUGAAUUUGAAUUGCGUGAAAUUCGAUCGACGCAAGAAAGGAUAGGAGAUGCAGGUGCAACUCGCCAACAAAAUCGUGCUGGACACGAUGUAAGUAACGAAGCAACCACACAAACUGAAGAUACUGACUCCAAUCGUGUAUCAAUUCAGGAUAGUGAGCACGACAGCCAAGUUGUUGAUUUAGACGAGUAUGAUGAUGAAUAUGUAAAUGAUUAUGAAAUGUGGAGUGACGAAGAAGAAGAUGUAACACACACUAUGGACGACAAUAGGGGGCAGAAAAGUAUCGACAGGGUUCAAUAA
Messenger RNA from Lodderomyces orthopsilosis Co 90-125, 1638 nucleotides. It is a transcript of the gene DFG16, whose product is annotated as Dfg16p. Bases 1 to 1638 code for a protein of 545 amino acids. Lineage: Eukaryota; Fungi; Ascomycota; Pichiomycetes; Serinales; Debaryomycetaceae. Gene Ontology annotation, biological process: cellular response to pH. Gene Ontology annotation, cellular component: plasma membrane. The record is from RefSeq and is a predicted model, not a curated record. The transcript has a single exon.